UCUACAGAGCUUCGAGCCGCGUGGGGAGUACGCGCGGAUAUCAUAGAGUGAGUUUAAGUAACAGCAGAGACAAUUUCGGACCUUGUUUUCAAGGCAGCAGUAAUUCUCGCAUUGUUUUUAUCACAGCCCACGUCUCGAGUUCUAAACAAAGACUACGAGGAUUACACAAGUCGUGUGGUGUGACAAGGGGAUGAGUAAGCAUAACUAGCGACACCAGCGGUCUGCCGCUGUCACCACGAAUCGCCAUAGCGACCACGGGACAGCGUAACGAAUAACGAGGAAGGGAGGGAGGGGAGGGGGAGGAGGAGGGUAGAACUUGUGGUGUCCAAGGCGGCAUUUAGACCCUGUGUUAGAACGCGGUAUUGUGUGUGUCUGAGUGCGUGUACGCGUGCGUGAGUGCAGUAGAACUCGCAUUUGUGUUUGACGCGAUUCGUGGUGGAGCUCUGUGGAAACCUGUGCCCCCCGUGAAGCACUAACGCCAGCUCCCGGUGACUCGGGGUGGACUGUGAACUCCUGAUUGAUGCGUUUACUCACGCCAAAUGCAGAGAGCGCACUCUCCUACUCCGGAAUGAACACUCUACGACUCCGGAACAACCGGUGGUGGAAUCCUCGCGCGGCACAAGAUUCUCGGAAUGUUUAGGGAGAGCUUCUGUGUGUAUUGAUCGUGAGUGGCCGAUAGGGCACAUAAAUAAAAUACUCUGCAUCUGAACUAAUUGAGAAGAUGGAAUAGCGGCUUUGACAGUGUGUUCGCGCUAUAAGAAAUCGAUUCGAAAAGUAAUAAUCUCGUACAAGAUUGGAAUUCAUUUGAGAACCUCGUUAAACACACAGCAUCUUUCUACUGGCAGUGUAAACGACAACGACCAUUUGUGGCAAUUCAUUGUAGAUAACAGGGUUUCAAUUCUGACAUUUCGUUGGAAACAGCACCAAUCAAUGUUUUUUUAAAAUCCAUUAAAUGUCCAGGUCAUAUACAUUCCUUUAAUGGCGCACAUUGGAAUGGCAUGUUCUGGGAUUAAACUACAGUGCUUGGGAAUCUGAACUGUUAUUUUCUUUGACACUUCCUGACUUACCGGAGACUGAACUAUGUGAGGAGGGUUGUGUCUGAAAAGGUUCUGUGGUGUUCAAAGGUGCUUCUCACUCUGGAGCAGAGGAACAAGUAAACAUGAUUUGUAAAACGAACGACAUUCGAAAAUUAUGCGGCAUUCGUAUCGUCAAUAAUGAAGUCUAGAUUCUAGUGAUUUCAAACGUUAGACUAAAAGGUCGAUUUCUUCAAUUCACGGCGUCUCCAGACGAAUACAAUUGCGCCCCAACACCUCCCCCAACUUCAAGGCAGCAGCUGUAACGUAAGCACCAUGAAGGCGAUCCUAGACCUACACCCCAGCAGCCAGUUCCCCUUCCUCGUUCCGCCCCUCCGGGACUGCCUCACGGCCACGCCCCCCUGCACCAUGGGCCUUGGUCCCAAGAACGAAACAGCAUACUGGAAUGAGAUCUCCGACUACUUUUGCUUCCUCGCUCUGCCCGUCAUCGUCAGUUUCGCCUUCCUCACCGAGGUGAUGAGCGUGCUGGUUUUAGCGAGGCAGGUCCGUCAGUCUCUGGACACGUACCUCCUCGGCCUCAGCCUAGCCACACUGCUGCUUCUGACAUGCUCGGCGCUGCUGGCAGCUCAACACUACGCGGGUCCACACUGGAUCCUGGUCCACGCUCAGCCUUACGCUGCCUCGUGUCGGGACUGGUUCUGGUACAGCGGCAUUUGGCUUCUGGUCAUGAUGAGCUUCGAGCGGGUGCUCACUGUCUCGGCGUCUCGCGCCUCCACGCUCUGCUCCUCCGCUCAGGCUGCCGUGGUGGUGGUCAUGGUCUUUGCAGUGGGCCUUGUGAGCUCCCUUCCCCGCUUCUGGGAGUACCAGGCCGUUACGGCCGUAGACCCUGCCACAAAUCUGACCAAACUCGUGGCAGAGAAGACCGUCUCCACAGCCACAGAGGAGUACAACAUAAUGUACUUCUGGUACGUUAAGGCCGUGACUCUCUUCGUCCCCUUCCUCAUGAUGCUGCUGAUGAGCGUGGCUCUGGCCUGCCGCACGCGCCGCAGCGUCCUCACCAAGCGCUACAUGUGCAUCAAACACACGUCCGGACUCACGCUCAACAGGAAGAUCAAGGAAGAGGCGUCGCUCUCCCAUCUGCUCAUCCUGCUCAUGUCCCUCUACAUGUUCUGUUCGGUUCCCGGGGGCACCAUAGAGCUUGUGGCGCAUCUGGCCCCAGCCUGGGUCGACCCUUCCUCCCGGUUCUACGUCAGUUUCUACAAUCUCUUCACGGUCGUCUUCUUCUUUCAGUUCGCGCUUCAUCUCAUUAUCUACUUCUGUUUCAAUAAACAGUUCCGGAUAACACUACUAGCUCUGUUUUGUUGCUGUUGCUAACGAACAUGAACCCAUUUCAUACAGUUGCUAAAAAUAAACACAUAAUUUUACUGUUCAAAUCUUUAACGAACUUCGAACAGCUUACAUAGACCUUGCAGACGACGAUGGAUAAUUAGUCAAAGACGUGACCACGAACCACCUGGAUCAAGAAUUGUAAGUAGACAAUUAAAACACAACAAAAUGAAGCCCAUCGUGAAACAUCAAUCACGACAACACAGAUCGACGGACAAAGACGACGGAGGAGGAGACGGAGGGAAAAAGGGGAGGAGAAUUGGAACAGUAAAAAAACAGAGGGGGGGGGGAGACCAGCAAUAGCAGCGCAGUAGCCAGGGGUUUUUUUCUUGAGGGAGAAGGGGGAGGAGAGAAACAGCAAAAAUAGACAUAAACAAAAUGAAAGAUAAAACCCCCGAAGACGAGCGCAAUGAAGGUUCAGAACCCUAUAUGAGAAGCGUGAGGGUGAAAACCAGAGCGCAGCACGGCUGCAUGCUGAAAUUUUUCCUCUGAAAAUAACCCCCCCCCCCCCCCUUCCCUUUUGUCAUCUCCCCCCUCUCCACCCCUUUUGUACUGCAUCUGCACUGCCCUUUCAGUGAACCCCAAUGAAAGGAAGACGAAAAAUUGGCCGGAUACUAAUCAAUCAGCACAGAAUUCAUAAUCAACUCUGAGCUCCGCCUGGAAAUCACAGAUAUUUGCCAAUGCACACUUCCUAUUAUAUCCACUGGAGAACUCUGCCAAUCAACGAAAGACCCUCUCCCCUAAACAUUAUUACAACAGUGCUUGGCGGUACCGUCAUGAUGAAUCAGACGCAGAGUGAGAAUCCCGAUGGUUCUGGAAAGCCGUCCGAUCAACGGAAAACGAAACCGUCACAAUAUUGACUGGGAGACGGGCAAUCUACAUAAAUUGGAUAAUGUAUUGUAGGUGUGAAAAGAACAAACAAUAGGCGGCAGCUCCAGUCUGUGUCUACUACUGAUGAUAUUACCACUGUAUUACAUGUAUUUUAUUAUAUAAUUUAAGUAUUUCUAAUACUUGUGCAGGAUCUACUUUGGACAUGUAUGAUGACUGCUGGUAAUACUGGUAUGAAACAUUAUUCCUCAACGACCUCUUAACUUCCUAAUAACAUUCCAUCUGUGUGAUAAUAUUUGAUCCACGGUGAACAUCAAACAUCCACAUUUCCACCAUAGCGUUUAUAAACUGUAAUAAUGUCAGUCAAUCCAUGUGUUCACCACGACUCUUUAUUAAUCAUCUACGAUAAAUUCUUAUGUUUUUGGUGAGCUCCAUAUCUAGUCUCAUUUUUUUUUUUAAACAAUAGUGUUUUUUGUGUCUCCAAUGGGCAAGCCAAUGGUGGUUUUAGGAAACUUUUUUCUACCACAUCCUCGCUCUAACAAAUGAAAGGCUGAAGGAAAAAGACGUCCAUAUUACCUUAACUGUUUUGACCUACAGUAAAAGUGACAGCUGUUCGACAACAUAAUUCCUUUUCCCUGAGAAAAAUCACUCAAUAUUAUUUUCGUCUCUUAUUCUGAUUCCAUGCAGUCUCUUUCAACACGGGCUGGGUAGAAACGUGGAAAAAGUUGUAACGUUACGUGACUGUAGUGCCACGAACCUGAAUAAGUCGGCCCCAAAAAGGUGAAUUCAACUUUCUAGAAACAAGAAGUUAGUUUGAGCCGGAGCGAAAAGGCAAGUCUGUGAGAUAGUUUUGAGUUUCAAUCCGACAACAUUGUCAGUCAUCAGACUUGUCAACAAACAGUUACCAUGGGGGACACGAUCUAUACUCGCCUUGGUAAAUGACUACCAGAAUAUGUCGGCUCAUUUCAGAGACCGAACAAAAGACUUUGUUCAAUAUUAUAGCACCGCAGUCAGCAAAGCGUACACGGAAACACGUUGUUUUGAGAAAAAAAAAGUAGAGACAACACAAUCUUGAACCUUAGUUAAUCAAUACUGUGCUUCUUUAAUGCUUUCAACGG
Messenger RNA from Aplysia californica (California sea hare), 4366 nucleotides. RefSeq names its product FMRFamide receptor-like. The record is from RefSeq and is a predicted model, not a curated record. Gene Ontology annotation, cellular component: membrane. Bases 1350 to 2408 code for a protein of 352 amino acids. Gene Ontology annotation, biological process: G protein-coupled receptor signaling pathway. NCBI's taxonomy places the organism in Eukaryota, Metazoa, Mollusca, Gastropoda, Aplysiida, Aplysiidae. The transcript has a single exon. Gene Ontology annotation, molecular function: G protein-coupled receptor activity.